CGCGUGGAGUACUUUAUCUCCAUCACCAGCCCUAUAUAGCAAUGGAAGAAUCAUUUUUAUCUUUACCGCUGUUAUCUUUACCGCCGCAGACUUAUACACGUAGUUGAUUUCCUCAUCAAGGAGCCGGAUCUCCUAACGCUGACUUCAAUCUCUUACUCUCCUUUUCAAUCUUGCGCGCGUUUAGAAGUCUCGGGUCUCCCCAGUCUUCCUCUCUCACUGUUACUCCCCUUCUCUCCUAUCCUAGCCCUGUUUCUUGGGCUAGCAUAUUGUUUCACACCAUUCGUCUUUCCUAAUUGGCUCUUUCAUAUUCUCGCAUUUCACUUCUCAUCAUUGCCAUAUUCUCAAGAUGGCAAUGAGUUUCUCUUCAGAUAUCACGUUAGCAGGGCCAUCUCCACUGUCUUUUAGGAAGACACGUGCGUGCAGGCAGAAGUCAAAGACUGGGUGUACCACUUGCAAGUGAGUAAAAGUGGUGACUAGAAUGUUCAAUCGAUCAUGUGGAUCGAAUGAAUGUUGAUAGUAUGAAGCUGCGAAGGGUCAAAUGUGAUGAGACCAAACCAUCGUGCAUGCGAUGUAUAAACUUCGGGAGGAAGUGUGAUGGCUACGAGUACAGUCCUAAGGAUAAACCGGCUUGGCUGAUGGGCCCAACUAUAUCCACUGGCAUAUCACAAGAAGUCGUAGAAUCUCCGCCCUUUUCAAUACCACCCAGUAUCUCCGUGUUGAACUUCGGUAACGAGCAAGAGGCUCAAUACUUUGAUUUCUUCUGUAAAGAGACCGUCUUUGAGCUCGCCGGAGGGUUUAAAAAGAAACUAUUCAACGUCAUCAUCCUUCAAUCUUGUCAUACUGAUACCUCUGUCCGACAUGCUGCCACCGCAAUCGCUGCUUUGAGCAAAGCAAUGAAAGUCUCGAAAUGCAUAGACCCGAAAGAAGGUGAAGCCGGGUUCAAGCGGAUUUCCGAUCAAGUAGAGAUGCACCGUCGAUACGCUCUGAAGCAAUAUGGAAGAUCCAUUCGGUAUCUUCGUAACCUUAUUCGAACGACUCAAAAUUCUCUUCGCAUACCUUUACUUGUGUCUCUCAUUAUAUUUUGCUUUGAGAAUUUUCAUGGCAACACUCAGUUGGCCGACAAACACAUUUAUAGUGCACUUAAGAUGAUGCACCAUCAUGAAGCAAUUUCAAGUCAUCCCCAUCACAAUCCAUUAUUGAGCUCUCCUGCGCCAGAUUUGGUAGAAAAUGAGAUUGUCACCGCGUAUCUCCACCUUGCUCUGGCGAUCGUGACACGACCAGAUGAUCCAGAUUCUUUGAGCGAUAAGGUCCUUGACCUCAUUUCAAACGAUAUACCCAAACCGGACAUUCCUCGACAACUUGACAAUCUUGCAGAAGCCGAAGUUCAUUUAGAACAUGUGCUAUACCACUCUCUCCCGAAGAUACCACGGGCAGACCUACAAAGGCGCCUGGCAUCACCGGAUCUUUCUCCUCAAGGUUUGGCAAUCAGCUUUUCAAGAAUUCAGAAGCUUCACCCAGAAGCAUCAUCUCCUAUCCUCACAGGAUUCGAGUUUCCUAAGUUCAGUUCUAGCUUUCAAGAUUGGCAAAGAGCAUUUCAGCCAAUCAUUUCUUAUGCACAAUCUCCUUCGGGUAAUGCAGAUUAUAUUGCUGCCACCACUCUUCAGAUUAAAGCUCUCGGGAUAGGACUCAUGGGUCAAGGAGUUUUCCUUGAUUACAGGAUUUCCGAUCACUUCCUUCCCAUCUUUCGUCAAAUCAUCUCUCUCAGUCAAAAGCUUGUUUCCGAUCCUCGAUUCUUGAAGACAUUCGUCUUUGAUGCGGGGAUUAUUCCUUCUCUUUUCGUUGUGAUAUACGCGUGUCCUGAUCAAAAAAUACGGAGAGAUGCGGUCACGAUCUUAAGGGAAGCAGGCCCUAGACGUGAAGGCACAUGGGAUGCUUUAAAAAUUGCUAGUAUUGGACAAAUGCUAUUAGAUUCCGAGGAAAUAGGGCCAAUUAAGACGAAAUCGACAUUUUUGCCAUUGAAUGAUAUAAACUUGAUGUCGCCAACAGUAUACGAGGAGAUUCAAACACCCAUACUUCAAUCUCCACGACCAAGACGAAGGUCUCUUCUUGUUUCACCACCUCUGUGGGAACGUGGUUCAGAGCGAGGUGUGUUAAGAUCCAACGCUGAGUUGCAAGUCUUUUUGGUAUGGACCGCUUUUCUUGCAGAGGGGGGAGGGGGUUAUUUUCUUCGACAUCUCGAUGCUUUUUUCCAUCAUCUUCUUGUGACUUUCCUUCUCAAGGCUAUCGGAUUGAUACGAAGUCCUUUCAUACUUCCAAUGGUUUCUGUAUUUUCGUCUCAUCAUAUCGAAAACCACCACUCAAUCAGCUAAUUCGCGGUAUAACUCGCUAUCCCCAUGCUGAUGUUUCAGCGCACUUUAUUCUAUUCAUUACGUCUUUUUAUUUUGAUCUAUUGAUUUUCUAUUUAUUUAUUCCUUCUUCUUCUCCUUCCUCUUCCUCUUCUACUACAACUUCUUUAUCUUCUUUUCCUCGAAUUCUGACGAAAAACGAUGACAUUUAUUCUCUUUGUUCUGACAUUCUCGUGUUCAUAUUUUUCAUCUUUCAGUUGAUGACAUUUCUUUGUCUCCUGAUACCAAAUUUAGCUUUCUCUUUUACAUCUUACACAACUUACAACUGGGGGGAGAAUGGAUUGUGGGAUACUUGAUAUUUUUGGGGUUUGGGGGCAUACGGGAGUUACGAUAAAAGUAUUUGGAUUUUACUACUGCAUUUCUACUUUUUAUGGAGCGGCAACGAGAUUGGAGAUAUGGUGUUCAAGGAGGUGUAUGUGAAUUGGGUGGUUUGGUGAUUCGAAGUUUUACCAACUUCUUUGAUGUUUUAUUUUUGAUACCUUUUACGAGUAGAUGAACGUAGGCGGGCGUCUAGAUUAUCUAUAUGAUAGUUCAAUUGAUGCUCAUGAAA
Molecule: messenger RNA, 2955 nt
Organism: Botrytis deweyae
Lineage: Eukaryota; Fungi; Ascomycota; Leotiomycetes; Helotiales; Sclerotiniaceae
Exons: 7
Coding region: 504-2369 (621 amino acids)
Biological process (GO): regulation of DNA-templated transcription
Molecular function (GO): zinc ion binding; DNA-binding transcription factor activity, RNA polymerase II-specific
Source: RefSeq, a predicted model, not a curated record